This is a messenger RNA of Leguminivora glycinivorella, 738 nucleotides long. Its product is annotated as histone H2A. The coding region runs from base 202 to 576 and encodes 124 amino acids. The record is from RefSeq and is a predicted model, not a curated record. Gene Ontology annotation, molecular function: DNA binding; structural constituent of chromatin; protein heterodimerization activity. NCBI's taxonomy places the organism in Eukaryota, Metazoa, Arthropoda, Insecta, Lepidoptera, Tortricidae. The transcript has a single exon. Gene Ontology annotation, cellular component: nucleosome.
UCUAAUUUGUGCUAUUGCACGAGAAUCGGCGAUUGGUCGAUCGGGCCCGUGUUGUGCCGGCUCGUUAUAUCCCCACUUAUCGGUGCGCUCGUGAGCUUAUAAAUAUUCACGGUAGGAUAGGGAAGUUUUUAUUAUACUCACUGACAAGCAUUCGUGCUAGUCGUUUCGUUUGUGUGUAAACCAAUCUAACUCUCUUUAAACAUGUCUGGACGUGGUAAAGGUGGCAAGGUUAAGGGAAAGGCAAAGUCCCGUUCUAACCGUGCCGGACUUCAGUUCCCCGUGGGCCGUAUCCACAGGCUUCUACGCAAGGGCAACUACGCCGAGCGCGUCGGUGCCGGUGCCCCCGUGUACUUGGCUGCCGUCAUGGAAUACCUGGCCGCUGAGGUUCUCGAGUUGGCCGGAAACGCCGCUCGUGACAACAAGAAGACCAGGAUCAUCCCCAGACAUCUCCAGCUGGCCAUCCGCAACGACGAAGAGUUGAACAAGCUCCUCUCCGGUGUGACCAUCGCCCAGGGUGGUGUGCUGCCUAACAUUCAGGCCGUGCUCCUGCCCAAGAAGACCGAGAAGAAGGCUUAAGUGUCCCCUCACUUCUCGUCCGUCCGGUGACAUCUAUAACGGUAACAUUCGGCGAUCGGUGAAUGUGUACAUUUGUAUCGUGUAUAUAAUAUUUAUAUCACGGGACCUAUGUUACAUUCCCGACCGAGUGACCGUUACAAAAGGCCCUUUUCAGGGCCACAA